Molecule: messenger RNA, 1302 nt
Organism: Schizosaccharomyces osmophilus
Lineage: Eukaryota; Fungi; Ascomycota; Schizosaccharomycetes; Schizosaccharomycetales; Schizosaccharomycetaceae
Gene: ada2
Product: SAGA complex subunit Ada2
Exons: 2
Coding region: 1-1302 (433 amino acids)
Biological process (GO): chromatin remodeling; regulation of transcription by RNA polymerase II
Cellular component (GO): nucleus; SAGA-type complex
Molecular function (GO): zinc ion binding; chromatin binding; transcription coactivator activity
Source: RefSeq, a predicted model, not a curated record
AUGCCGCCUCAAAAGUUUCAUUGCAAUGUAUGUGCACAAGAUAUAACGAGGAUGAUUCACAUCAGGUGUGCGGAAUGUGCGGAUUUUGAUCUGUGCAUUCCCUGCUACACUUCUGGAGCUUCCCUCGGCGAGCACCAACCAAGUCAUCCAUAUCGUAUUAUUGAGACAAAUUCUUAUCCUAUUUUUACAGAAGACUGGGGUGCAGAUGAAGAACUUCUGCUCAUUGAUGCAUGUGAGACGUUGGGUUUGGGAAAUUGGUCAGAUAUCGCCGAAUAUGUAGGCAAUGGGCGCACCAAAGAAGAUUGUAAAGAUCAUUAUAUAAGCACAUAUAUCGAAACAAGUAAUUACCCUCUUUCUAAGAGCGAGUUUGAUGGACCCAUCGAUCGGAUAGCCUUCGCUGAGAAGAAGCGCGCACGCAUACAAAAAUUUGAACCCAUUCCAGUGAUUCCCCCAAAACCACUAGCUUCUACCCCACAAUGUCAUGAAAUACAGGGCUACAUGCCUGGCCGUUUGGAAUUUGAUCAAGAGUACAUGAACGAAGCCGAGGUUCCCGUCAAAGAUAUGAACUUUGAAGAAGACGCAUCGGAAUCGAAACAACAGGAAGAACAUAUCAAGCUUACUAUGUUGAAUAUAUAUAAUUCUCGUUUAACAAGUCGUGCAAUUCGGAAACAAGUCAUCUUCACCCAUAAUUUAUUAGACUACCGGAGAUUGCAAGCUAAUGAAAAGCGUCUCUCGAAAGAGGAACGUCUAUUACUUAAUAAAACAAAAUCUUUUGCUCGCCUGCUUUCAGCUGAAGACUACCGAAAAUUUUUACAUGGUCUUUUUGAACAAGUCGCUCUUGUAAAACGUAUACAAGAGCUUCAGGAAUGGAGACAGAUGGGACUCACUAAUCUUGAGCAAGGCGUACGUUAUCAACGCGAUAAAACACAAAAGAUGUUGAUUAGCAGAGCGACUAGCGGUUUAAUACGUCAAAAUAAGCCUCUAAACUCUGUUGUUCCACCAGUUCCUUUUCCAAUUCGAGAUAUUCAAAAGUUUGUCAAACAACCUAUUCCUGUCCCUUCAUUUCCUACUUCUGCUGACCGUCAUCUUCUCUCCGACGAGGAGCAUUCUUUAUGUCUUCAAUUACAGAUCUUUCCAAAACCAUUUUUGGCAUUAAAAUACGCCUUAAUCUCUGCUUCUCUUAUUUCUGAUAAACCUUUUUCCAAAGACGACGCUGUUCAACUAUUGAAGCACAUUGAACACACAAAGGUAGAACAAUUAUACGACUUCUGUAAAAGGUUAAAUUGGAUCACUACUCCAUGA